AUGUUGAGUCAUCGGUUAUUAAUAGCCCUGUUGGCGAUUUUUAUCAGUGCAUGGUUUCCAAACGCGUCGCUAUUACUGAGCGCAGAAGCCAUUCUGUUUUCGGGUAAAAACUACGCACCGUGCGGCGUGUCAGGGAAUUACUCGGUGGUGGGUUUUAGAGGCGCGUUCACCCCUCUGCAUCCGCGCAUUCAGCUGUCUGCGCUCGUGACGGUGUAUGACGACUGCUACCUCGCCCUCUCCUCGCUCUCAUUGAAAUCAGCCAACAGCACUCCCUCUCUCUCCCUCUGGGGGGGAAUCGCCGGCGACGAUCCAUUCUCCUACGCGUCCCCUCUCGAUCCCGCCCUCUCCUCCCUCAACCCCGCCUCCGCCUCUCCUCUCCUCGCCGUUCACAUCGGCUCCCAGGGCCGCACAUGGGAUAACAUACACAUUCUCUACCUCGUCACUACCACCCCCGCGGGGGUCUUACAGAAAAUCUUGGCGCAGCUGCAGCUGCCCAGGCGCCUUACCCUUGGCGGGGCCGCAGGUGCCAGCGGCAAAGGUGCUGGGGGGGCAGAUUUGCUGCCAGGAAGCGCAACGGAAGCUUCCGAAGGUCUGCGGAAGCAGGUCUUGAAGUAUGCGAAAGAGAAUCGGCUGCUGGCGCCGCCGCCGCCGGUUAUGCCGCCGCCGCCCCCGCCGGUUCCGCCUCCCCCUCCGCCCGUGGCGUCCCCCGCGUUGGGGUUCGUGAACUGCGUCACUGCGAAGAAGGGCCGGCUGAACAUCUACUGGCGCAUGGUAGGCGACCCAAUAAACGGCAUGGCGGUGGAAUUUGGGCUGGAGGGCAAGGACGCGCUGCUGGGCUCCUCUCCCUCCCUGGACAUUGUCAACCUCACCCUUGCUGCGCGCCAAGCAAGACGUUUUUCCGACUCGCUGCUGGGCUCCUCUCCCUCGCUCGACAACGUCAACCUCACCGUCGCUGCGCGCCAAGCAGACGACGCGCUGCUGGGCUCCUCCCCCUCUCUGAACAACGUCAACCUCACGCUCGCUGCGCGCCAAGCAGACGUCUCCUUCGUCCGCUUCCGCCGCUCCCUCGCCCUCUCCACCGACCCCUUCUUUGACCGCCGAUUCGAUAUAAGCUUCCCCUCUGCAGUCCCCAACAACACCGACCUCUCCCGCCCGCUGCUGUUCAUUUUCGCCACGGGACCCCUUCUCCCGUCCUCCACCCCCUCGCUGCCGCAACUCCUCCCACAUGCCGCCUCUGCUGCGUUCUUUUCCGGUUCCAUUAACAUCACUUUGAACGCUGCCAAAGCGACAAACUCCUGUGAACCGCUCUGGAAUACGCCAGAGCUCAGCUACCCGCCUCUGCCGCCCGGCUUGCUGCCCUCCCCGCCCGGCGAGCCGUCCAUGUGGGACGACGGGGCGGUGAUUUCCGGCUUAUCUCAGUGCAGCACGACGUUUGAAGGGGAAAACAGGAAAUUCGCGUCCUGUGAGGCGCUACCAGGGGGGUUCUUUUUCAUGUGGACUCUGGGGAAAGAGGAGCUGUCUGGUGCGUUCAUUUCCCAGUCAGUCUCCCCCCAGGGGUAUGCUGCAGUAGGUCUGCUGCUACCGCCGCCGACUCCGCUUCUAGAGGCGCUGUUUAGCCCUCCCCCCGCGCCGGCGGGGGGGAAUGAGAGCGCGGAGGGAGGGUAUGUGAAGCCGGACUCGUUAGUGGGUGCCUCGAUGCUGGUUGCAGUGAGGGCGGAGGACGGAAGCGGGGGACUGAAGGUGGAGGAGUAUCAGAUUGUGAAGCAGGAGGGAGGUAGCAGCAACGCCAGUGCUACUAGCAGCACCACAGGCACGCUCACCACCGUCAGCAGCAGCGGCGGCACCAGCGGCGGCAGCAGCAGCAGCAGUGACGGUAGCAGUGCUGCCACCAUCGCGCCACAGGAGCAAACUGCCAUGGUUCGAGGCGGCAACCUCUCACUCAUCUCCGCAAAAGCAGAGCUCCAAGCAGGGUCCCUCACGCUGCUCUUCACCAUCAAGCUCCCCCACCGGCAGCGAUCCGGCGCAGUGCUCCUCUGGACCAAAGGCACCCAGUUCUUCCCUUCCAAUGACUCCCUCUCCCCAGACGGAGUCGCCGCCAUGGCAAGCGCGCCGAUAGACUUUGGCAAGGAGACAGACGUGGAUCCGAACGCGGCGACGGUGACGACGGCAGGGGUGGUGUAUUCGGCGCUGAGUGUGGCGGCGUGGGCGUUUAUGCUGCCGGUGGGGGCGGUUUCGGGGCGGUAUGUGAGGAAGCAUAGUCGGUACUGGUUUCCGCUGCAUCAGGGGUUUCAGCUGGGGGGGUACUUUCUGACGGUCGCGGCGUUCACGAUUGCCAUGUCGCUGGAGGCGCUGCACAAGUCGGUGGGGUACUGCGUGCUGCUGGCGCUGCUGUCCACGCUCAUGGUGCUGCAGGUGAGAAGUGGAGAGAUCUCAGCAGUGAUUGUCCGUCCGCCCGAGUCCCACCACCUGCGCGACCACUGGCGGCGGUUCCACAAGGUGUAUUUCAGCAGUGAUAAUCCGUCCGCCCGAGUCUCACCACCUUCGGGACCACUGGCGGCGAUUCCACAAGGAUUCUCCAUUACUGCUGGUGUGUGGCUGGCGCUGCUGGCUUCGUGUUGCUUGACGCUGGAGUGGCUGCUGUGGGCAAAUCGGUUGACUCAGACUCGGGUUCGGCCGGAGAGCGAGAGGGAAGCGAGUGAGAAGGAGAGUGUGGAUAGCGAGGAGGAGGAGUGGGGGGAGGGGGAGGGGAGUGAUGGGGAGUGGGAUGAUGGGAUAUCGGAUUUGAUGUUGGAGGGAGGGGAGGGGGCGGAUGGGGAGGAUGGGGAUGCAGAUAAGGAUGGGGAUGGGGGGAGGGAUUUGGAGAGAGGAGGAGAGGAGGGUGGAGGAGGGGAGGAAGAGGAGGGGAGUAAGCUGAGGGAUUGGGAGAGGCGGAUGCUUGCAGGACAUGCGGGGGCACUACCCAUUGGUGCUGCUGGUGAAUUGACUCGGGUGGGAGGAGCAGCAGGACCAGGAACAGCAGGGGGAGGACGAGGAGGAGGAGGAGGAGGAGGAGGAGGAGGAGGAGGAAGAGGAGGAGGAGGAGGAGGAGGAGGAGGAGGAGGAGGAGGAGGAGGAGGAGGAGGAGGAGGAGGAGGAGGAGGCGGAGAAGGGAACCGAGGGUCGCACUCGCACCACCCUCAUCCGUCACUCUCCUCGCACCACCACUCGCACCUGCUACCUGUAGAGCGCACAGAGAGCACUACGAGCAGCAGCAGCGGGAUGGACGGUGGGCUGGGGAAAGGAGGGGAGAGGCAGAGGCGGCGGCAGCAGCGGCAGCAGCGGCAGCAGGAGGAGCUGGCUGAAGCAGUGGCUGCGGCCUGUGCGCGAGCCACCUCUAGGAUGUCGUUCAGUGGCCGCAUGCCCCCUGGUGGCGGUGCUGGUGGUGCGGGUGCUGCUGCUGCUGGCGGUAAUGGUGGUGGUGGAGUUGAAGGGAGCCUGAACGGAGAGGCGGGUAUUGGCAGCAGCAGCCCUACCAGCAGUGCUUAUAAGUCGACUCAAAAUCCUGCUUUGGAAUCGACUCAAAAGCCCGCUUUCAUGAACCCUCUGUACUCGUCAGUGGAAGGGAGUCUGAACGCGGAGGCUGGCAGCGGCAGCCCUGCCAGCAGUGAUUAUAGCAGUGGCAAGAGCAGCCCCAGAAGCAGCAGUGGUAGGGCAACUGCUGCUGCAGGUGUUUCUGUGAAGGGCGAAGUUCUCGGGAGUGUUGAGAUGGCUGGUUUAGGGAAGCAGGCACAGCAGCAGAAGGAGCAAGAGCAGCAGCAGGAGGAGGAGAAGGAGCAGCAACGGCAGCUGUGGCAGCAGCUGUGGCAGCUGCAGCAGACUGGGCAAAGGGAGGCUGGAGAGCAGCAGAGGGAAGGUGAGAGGAAGCAGCAGGAAGAGCAAAUUAUGGAGCAAUGGCAGAGGCGAACGCAGCAGCAGCAGCAGCAACAGCAGCAGCAGCAGCAGCAGUCUAGGAGAGCCUUGGACGGCUGUGCUUCUUCAGGCUCAAAACAAGCCCCACCAGGUGCAGCUGCUGCUGUUCCCACAUCUACUACCAUGAUUUUUCAAGCUGAUUCUGCAUCGUCUGAGCUUCCGCCUGCUGUUUCACCGAUGGUGGAGCAGGCUUCAUCAUCAGCAGCAACAGGCACAGCAGCAGGAACGGCAGCAGCAGCCGACCAGCGGAGUGAGGGCCCCAGACGAAUGAGUGAAGUCAAGAGCACAGGAAAGCGUGAGAAAGCAGCAGCACUGGCAAAGGAAGCAGCAAGUGAGAGCGAGGCAGAAAGGGAGAGGGUGGCCGAAAGGAAGAGGGAAGCAGAAAGGGUGAGGGAGGAAGAAAGGUUACGGGAAGCUGAAAGGUCAAGAGAGGCAGAGAGGACAAGAGAAGCAGAGAAGGCAAGAGAAGCAGAGAAGGCGAGAGAGGCAAAUAAGGCAAGAGAGGCAGAUAAGGCAAGAGAAGCGGAAAGAUCAAUAGAGGAAGAUAAGGCAAGAGAGUCCCGCAUGGCCGAGAACAGGCGGCGAUUCGACUUGCUGGCAGCAGGCUUGGGCGGUGGCGAUGGGGGUAUGGGAGGAGGAGCAGCAGGGGGCGGGAGGGGAAGAGGGGCCCAGCCGAUGAUAAAAAUGGAUAAGUACAAUGUGAAGGCCACGGUGGUUCAUGCACCCGACUUUGCGUCUCUCAAGCGAUCGCUGCAGCUACACAAGGCCCUGGCCUCCACUGAAGGCAGGGCUGCUGUUGGUGCUGCUGCUGGUGGGGGGAGCAGUGGUGGUGGUUCUUCCGCUUCUGCUUCCGCUGCUGCUGGUGCUGGUGGUGCUGCUGCUGCAGCAACUAGAACAGCAGCCUCCGACCUUCCCUCUAUUCUUCUCCCUCCUCCUGGAAUCCCAGAUUCCAACGCUCCUCCGCAUGGCAACAACCCUCCUCGCCCCGCUACAACACACCCCCACGUGCCCACUCCCCCUCAUCUCAAGCUGGCAUACAUGGGUGCGCCAUCCUCCCCUACCUCCUCCUCCUCCUCUUUCCUCCCGCCUAUAGCAGAACUUCCCUCUGUAUCACCAGAGCUACACGGCCGGGGGGGUGCACCAGCAGGUUUAUCCUCAGGUGCAUAUUUGGAAUUUUCCUCAGGUGGUCCUUCAAGCGGUCCUUCAGGUGCAUUCGGGGGAGGUGUAUCUUCAGGGGGGUCUGCCGCUGCUGCUGCUGCAGCAGCAGCUGCCAUUGCCUCUCAGCACAUGCCCUCGUCACCCUCCCUCUGUCCCUCCGGCUCUGCUGCUCUCCCGACACUCCCCCGACGGCCGUUGGAUCUCUCCGUCAAAGCAUCUCAGCCUUCCCACCCCUCCCAUUCCCAUCCCUCCAAUUCCCACCCCUCCCAUUCCCACACCACCCAUUCCCAUCCCUCCCAUCCCUCCCAUUCCCAUCCCUCCCAUUCCCAUCCCUCCCAUUCCCACACCUCCCAUUCCCAUCCCUCCCAUUCCCACACCUCCCAUUCCCGGCACUACCAUUCCCAUCCCUCCCAUUCCCACACCUCCCAUUCCCAUCCCUCCCAUUCCCACCCCUCCCAUUGCCACCCCACCUCCCAUCCCCACACCUCCAUGCAUUCCCAUCCCCCCCAUCCCUACCCCUCCUCUCCCUCCUGCCUUUUUCUUCCCCUUCCCCCUCCCUCCUCUCCCUCCUCCCCUCCCUCCUCCCCCACCCACCAACCCUAG
Molecule: messenger RNA, 5709 nt
Organism: Closterium sp. Naga37s-1
Lineage: Eukaryota; Viridiplantae; Streptophyta; Zygnematophyceae; Desmidiales; Closteriaceae
Source: the annotation of a GenBank genome assembly